Molecule: messenger RNA, 5881 nt
Organism: Sesamum indicum (sesame)
Lineage: Eukaryota; Viridiplantae; Streptophyta; Magnoliopsida; Lamiales; Pedaliaceae
Gene: PA200
Product: proteasome activating protein 200
Biological process (GO): proteasomal ubiquitin-independent protein catabolic process; DNA integration
Cellular component (GO): cytosol; nucleus
Molecular function (GO): peptidase activator activity; proteasome binding
Source: RefSeq, a predicted model, not a curated record
AUUUUUCUCUCCUAAUUUUCUUGUCCAAAAAGAAACUAAAGAGAAGACCAUAUAAAUACGCGUCUAUCUGAAACCCCCGGAUUAAGUUACACACACUGCUAAAUUUACAUUCUACAUCACACACACUUAGAAGAGGGGUUUUCCCAUUUCUGCAAUCAAAAUCUGUACUCAAUGCAUCUGUAUAACGCAUGGCUGCCGCCUCCAGUGGCGGAGGAGACGAAGAGGGAGAAGGAGGCCUUCGCCGGAGUCGUUAAGUCUGUUCAGGAGUCUUACAAUCCCGGUGAUCCUGAGUCGGUUUACGCCACUCUUAAAUGGGUCUCCGUUAUUGAUCUUUUUGUGAAGGCAAAAAGUGAGCUAUCCAUUGAGGAUGUAUCCAACAUCGUAGAAGUUGGAUUAGAACUAUUUCAAAUAUCAGAGCACAAGCUACAUGCUCAGGUUAGAUGGGGGAACAUUCUGGUGAAAUUGUUGAACAAGUACAGGAAAAGGUUAUCCUUAAAGGUUCAGUGGAGGCCGUUAUACAAUAUUUUGAUUCAUACACACUUCACAAGGAAUACUGGCCCUGAAGGGUGGAGACUGAGACAACGGCAUUUCGAAACAGUUACUUCCCUUGUUCGGUCUUGCCGGAGAUUCUUUCCACCUGGUUCUGCCUCUGAAAUAUGGUCUGAAUUCAGAUCCCUAAUGGAAAAUCCGUGGCAUAAUGCUUCUUUUGAAGGUGCUGGAUUUGUGCGACUUUUCCUCCCUACAAACAUUGACAACCAGGAUUUUUUUCAACUUGAAUGGGUUAGAAUAUGUUUAGAUCAUUGGGGUUCAAUACCAAAUUGUCAAUUUUGGAACAGCCAAUGGGCCUCUGUCACUGCUCGUGUCAUAAAGAGCUACAGUUGCAUUGACUGGGAGGUUUUCUUGCCAGAUCUAUUUAAUAUUUACUUGAAUAUGUUUGAGGUUCCUGUGGCUAACGGGGGUGGAUCCUAUCCUUUCUCUAUAGACGUUCCGAGAAACACAAGAUUUUUGUUUGCAAAUAGGACUGUCACUCCAUCAAAAGCCAUUGCUAAAUCAAUAGUGUAUCUAUUGAGACCUGGUGGCUCGGCACAAAAGCACUUCGAGAAAUUGGCCAGUCUCUUAGAGCAAUAUUACCAUCCUUCGAAUGGUGGCCGCUGGACUUACUCGUUGGAGCAGUUUUUGUUCCACUUGGUGAAUACUUUCCAGAAACGCUUGCAACAUGAGCAACUGAACAAAAAUGUCACAGAGCAAUCUGAACUAUUCUUGGCACAGUCUGAUAGGAUUUCUUUUGUGAAUACUGUGCUGAAGUUAAUAGAUCGUGGCCAAUAUAGCAAAAGUGAUCAGCUCUCUGAAACAGUGGCUGCAGCAACUUCUAUUUUGUCGUAUGUGGAGCCAUCUUUAGUUCUGCCAUUUUUGGCAAAUAGGUUCCAUAUGGCUUUGGAGACUAUGACAGCUACGCACCAGUUGAAGAGUGCCGUGACAUCUAUAGCAUUUGCUGGAAGAUCAUUGUUUUUUGCCUCUUUAUCGGGCUUGCCUAUGGAUUCAACUAGUGUCAGCGGAAUUGAUUCAUUUUCUGAUCUACUGAUGAUUUCUUUGUCCAACACAUUACUUGGCAUGGAUGCCAAUGAUCCACCCAAAACCUUGGCCACCAUGCAACUGAUUGGUUCUUUAUUUUCUAAUAUGUCUACCUUGGACGAUGAUGUAAAGGAGGGAUCACUAAUCCCGUCAUUUCACUUCUCGGAGUGGCUUGAUGAGUUCUUCUAUCGACUAUUUUCUUUACUUCAGCACCUGGAACCUAGUAGCGUCUUGACUGAAGGCGUUUAUUCACCAACAACUUCAGGGACUUUCCUGGUGGAGGAUGGUCCUUACUACUUCUGUAUGCUGGAAAUAUUGCUCGGGAGGCUCUCAGAUUCACUCUACAAGCGGGCACUCAAAAAAAUUUCCAAGUUUGUCACGUCAAAUAUUCUUCCUGGAGCAAUUGCAGAGGUUGGACUGCUUUGUUGUGCUUGUGUUCAUUCAAAUCCACAAGAGGCAGUUGUUCAACUUAUCAAACCAAUCCUAGAUUCACUUAUUUCUUCCUUGAAAGCAACACCAACUACUGGUUUUGGAAAUAAAGCAACUUUUGAUGCCCCAUCGUCAAGAAAGGAAAAAUCUACAUUAUCUCCAGCUCUGGAAAUAGCUAUUGAGUAUCAGUUGAAGGUACUUUCGGUGGCAAUCAAUUAUGGAGGUCCAGCACUUCUGGGCUACAGGGAGCUAUUCAAAGAAGUUAUUGCUUCUGCCUUUGAUUCAACAUCUUGGAAGGUUAAUGGGGCUGGUGAUCAUGUUCUGCGUUCUCUUUUAGGCAGCCUUGUUCACUAUUAUCCUAUUGAUCACUACAAGUGUGUGAUGCAUCAUUCUAUUGCCCCUUCAUUAGAGGAAUGGAUUGAUACAAAGGAUUUUUAUGAUAAACCAGUAAUAGCCCCAAGGUGGCAUGUCCCGGUGGAGGAUGAAAUUAGUUUCGCAAAUGAGCUUCUAAAGCAGCACUUCGAAUCUGCCCUAGAUGACCUACUAAUGAUAUGCCAAUCCAAGAUCCAUUCUGAUCCAGGCGACGAGAAAGAUCACUUAAAAGUGACUCUUCUGCGUGUUGACUCUUCAUUACAAGGUGUUUUAUCAUGUUUACCUGAUUUCAGGCCGUCCUCUGAGAAUGGGAUGGUUAAAGAGGCAGGGUGUUCUCCUUUUCUGAUUGCCGGGGCAACAGGCUCAUGUGUAGGAAGCUCAGAAUUGCGAGAAAAAGCUGCUGAUGUCAUCCAUGAAACCUGCAGAUAUUUGUUGAAGGAGAAGUCUGAUGAUAGCAUUUUGUUGCUACUUCUCAUUCGUGUUAUGGAUACAUUAGGAAAUUACGGAAGUUCUGAAUAUGAGGAGUGGUCCAAUCACAGGCAGUCCUGGAAGCUGGAAUCUGCAGCUAUUAUAGAGCCUCCAAUUAAUUUUAUUGUGUCAUCUCACUCUAAAGGAAAAAGAAGGCCUCGGUGGGCACUUGUCGACAAAGCGUAUAUGCAUAACACCUGGAGAUCAUCUCAGUCAUCUUAUCAUUUGUUCCGUACAAGUGGCAACGUGUUUCCAUCCAAGCAUGUCGUUCUUUUGAUGGAUGAUCUUCUGAAUCUCUCUUUGCAUAGUUAUGAAACUGUUCGAAGACUUGCUGCAAAAUCCAUCCUGAAGAUGAUGAAAAGAUGGCCAUCAACCAUAUCAAAAUGUGUGCUAACUCUAGCUGGAAACCUGAGGGAUCCAAACUUGCCAGAAAAUGCAGUCUUAGGUUCUUGUGCAGUACUUUCAUCCCAAACCGUCCUCAAGCGUUUAACAACGGACAGAAAGGCUCUUUCUUCAUUCCUUCUUGGAAUUUUAUUCAGCUCACAUAAUGAAUCACAAAAGGCUCAAAAAGCAAUUACUGAGCUUUUCGUCAAGUAUAAUAUCCAUUUUGCGGGGUUGUCAAGAAGCAUUUUCCGGGAACCAGGCACAGACGGGACUGAUUUUGCAGAUCUGGUUGCUGAAAUUGGUUCUAUGAGUUUUGGAAACACCAACUUGCAUUGGCGGUAUAAUUUAAUGGCUAAUAGAGUUCUGCUACUGCUGGCUAUGGCGUCCAGAAAUGAUCCAAAUGUACCCACAAAAGUUCUCAGUGAAAUUUCUGGUCACUUUUUGAAGAAUCUGAAGAGUCAACUCCCUCAGACCAGAAUACUAGCAAUCUCUGCUCUAAAUACGCUUUUGAAAGAGUCACCUUACAAAUUCUCAGCAGAAAACAGCGCAAGUGGUAAUGGAUAUUCGCAGGGAGACACCAAGUCAGCUCUUGAAGGAGCUUUGGGUGGUAUUUUCCAGGAAGAAGGAUUUUUUAAUGAGACUUUGAAUAGUCUUUCUCAUGUUCACAUUAUCAGUGAUGUGGAUACUACACCUUCCAGGGGACAUUAUGGAAGUUCUUCCUUGCAGAGCUUUGCAGACAAAUCAAUAACUCGUUUCUAUUUUGAUUUUUCUGCUUCAUGGCCUCGUACUCCUAGUUGGAUAUCUUUGUUCGGAAGUGAUACUUUUUACCCGAAUUUUGCACGGAUUUUUAAAAGGCUAAUUCAAGAAUGUGGCAUGCCUGUUAUUCUGGCUUUGAGAAAUGCCCUAGAGGAGUUUGUUGAUGCCAAGGAGAGGUCAAAACAAUGUGUUGCUGCUGAGGUAUUUGCUGGAGUGCUGCAUUCGGAUGUCCUUGGUGUCUCAGAAGCAUGGGACAGCUGGAUGGUGGUCCAGUUCCAGAAUAUUAUUCAUGCACCGUCUGUAGAAUCUAUUCCAGAGUGGGCCGCGAGUAUUCGUUAUGCAGUCACUGGGAAGGGAAAAUCUGGAACCAGGGCUCCUCUACUGAGACAUAAAGUACUUGAUUGCCUGAUGAAACCUUUACCUCAAACAGUUACAACUUCUGUGGUCGCGAAACGCUAUACUUUUCUUUCAGCUGUCCUCAUAGAAGUAUCUCCUCUGAGAAUGCCUGGAAUUGAAAUACUGGUUCAUUAUAAUCUUCUGGAAGAGUUGCUGAGUAACAUGAGUCACUCGUCUGCUCAAGUGAGAGAAGCAAUUGGUGUUGCCCUUUCAGUGUUAUGUUCAAAUCUUCGACUCUGUGCAUCCUUUGGUAAUGAUAACUUGUUUGAAGGGCAAGCCAGCAGCGCAAAUAUAGGAGCUGCAAGAUGCUGGGAUCAGUAUAUAGUGAAACAAGCCUCUGAACUUGUGCCUAAGAUACAAAAUGCUGGUGCAUCUGAAACUUUGGAGAUUCUGACAGAUAAAAAAAUUGAAAACGGGAUGUCAAGUGACCCUUCUCAAGACAGUAUCAAAUGGAUGGAAACGUUGUUUCAUUUUAUCAUAUCAUCUUUGAAGUCUGGAAGGUCCACAGUUUUGCUGGAUGUUAUUCUUGAACUUCUGCAGCCUGUGAUAUCUUUACAGGAAACAUCAAAUAAAGAUCUGUCGAAUUUGGCCAAGGCUGCUUUUGAGUUGCUAAAAUGGAGGGUGUUUGGUGAGCCUCAUCUCAGGAAAACCGUGCCUAUUAUUCUUUCUUUGGCCAAUGAUCCCAAUUGGAGAACUCGGUCCGCAACUUUGACAUUUCUGCGAAGUUUCAUGUACAGGCACACUUUUAUCCUCUCUACCAUGCAUUCACAACAGAUUUGGCAAGCUGUAGAGAGGCUCCUAAGAGACAAUCAACUGGAGGUAAGAGAGCAUGCUGCUGCUGUAUUAGCAGGGCUGAUGAAGGGUGGGGAUGAAGAGCUGGUUGAAGAUUUUCGCCGGAGAGCUUAUGAGGAAGCAGAGGCUACACUGAAGAAGAGAAAGAAGAGAAGCAUGGCGUCUGCGACCCCCAUUGCAGCUGUACAUGGUUCAAUACUUGCUUUAGCAGCCUGUGUGCUAUCGGUUCCUUACGAUAUGCCCCGUUGGUUGCCUGCACAUGUUACUUUGCUGGCCCGUUUUGUGUCGGAGCCGUCACCCCUGAAAUCAACAGUUACAAAAGCGAUUGCAGAAUUCCGUCGCACCCAUGCAGACACAUGGAAUGUUCAAAAAGAUUCAUUCACUGAAGAGCAACUCGAGGUCCUGGCUGAUACAUCAUCCUCAUCUUCAUACUUCGCCUGAUGUAUACUUUGUGAAAAUACCACCACUGUGCGCCCCCCUCCCCCCAAAAAAAAAAGAAAAAGAAAUUAAAUAAAAAAAAAAACAAUGAAUAUUAAAGAAGAAACCAAUACGAAAGAAAUUUGUAGAACAGAGAAAUUGUAGCUGUUUGAAUAUUUGUUUCCAUAUCUCUGUAGUAUAAUAUUCUUACAAUCUUCUCUUAAUUGUUUUAGAUACGUUUUUGUAAUCAUGGAGUGGUGUCAUAUCUAAUCUGGAAUGAAAUCUUGCUUGUAAA